GCCGAGCGACGGAGUGCGCGCAGCGAUUUUUUUUUCUUUUUUUACUUACCGGUUGAAACCCGCGGAGAAGUGAUAGCUAUUAGCGGCGGCUACCGCCACCAUGGGACGACCCAGACGGAACACCGAUCGACCGCUUCCGGACGCUGCAGCCGGCCGCCCACCCGACGCCGACGCCGGUGCCAGGCCGUCUCCGUCAGUACCUGACGAACCCAACCGAGCAGUGCGCGGUGGCGACCGGCUUCGCCAUCUAGACCGGCUCGCCGUGCAGCUCAUCGACGACGGCCUGGCACCGGCGACCCGCCGCGCCUACGCAGCCGGGACGCGGCGGUUCCGGCGUUUUUGCCGCCGCCACGGCCUCUGCCCCCAGCCGGCCACAGAGAGCACGGUGCUGCGGUUUGUCGCCGACGGGGCACGCCGGGGCCACUCCGCGGGCGCCAUCACCGUGCACCUGGCUGGGGUGCGCCAGUGGCACAUCCGGCACGGGGCGGCGUGGGCGGGCCGCACGGAACGGGUUCGCCUGGCCAUCCGCGGAGCCGCCAAGCGCCCCCGCCCUCCCCGGCUACCGCGGCUGGCCGCCACGCCUGGCCACCUACGGGCGCUCCGCCGGUCCCUGCGGAGCGGCGACCUGACCGCCAAUGAUCGCGCCGCGGCAUGGGCAGCAGUGCUGCUGGGUUUCUUCGGGGCUCUGCGCGGAAGCGAAUACCUCGCUCCGGCCGCGCACUCCCACCACCACCGGCGCACCUGUCAGUGGCGUCACAUCUCGACCCACAGGGACCGGCUGGAGGUGCAGCUGCCCGCCUCCACGACCGACCAGCUCUACACCGGCACGGUGGUCAGCCUCCCCAAGCUGGGCGGCCCAUGCUGCCCCGUCCGCGCCAUGCGACGCUACCGCACGCUCCGGCCCGCCGCGCCUCCCGACCAGCCGGUCUUCGUCCGCAGCACCGGUGCCUACUGCACCCCGGGCUGGCUCAACGGGGUCCUCCGCCGCGCCGCGCUGACCGACACUGGCAAAAUCACCACCCACAGCCUCCGCAUAGGCUUCGCCACCGCCGCCGCCGCCGCCGCCGCCGCAGGUGUGACGGAGAGCGUCCUCCAGGUGUCGGGCAGGUGGCGCGGCUCAUCGUACCUCCGGUAUGUCCGUGGUCCCCGACUGGCCGUUUGGGAGGCGUGCCGCGCCAUAGUAUAGAAAUACAUUUGGG
Amphibalanus amphitrite is the source of this 1199-nucleotide messenger RNA. RefSeq lists its product as uncharacterized. Gene Ontology annotation, molecular function: DNA binding. Lineage: Eukaryota; Metazoa; Arthropoda; Thecostraca; Balanomorpha; Balanidae. Gene Ontology annotation, biological process: DNA recombination; DNA integration. The transcript is spliced from 2 exons. Bases 101 to 1186 code for a protein of 361 amino acids. The record is from RefSeq and is a predicted model, not a curated record.